Dufourea novaeangliae is the source of this 652-nucleotide messenger RNA. RefSeq names its product transmembrane and coiled-coil domain-containing protein 1. The record is from RefSeq and is a predicted model, not a curated record. Bases 101 to 652 code for a protein of 183 amino acids. Lineage: Eukaryota; Metazoa; Arthropoda; Insecta; Hymenoptera; Halictidae. The transcript has 4 exons. Gene Ontology annotation, molecular function: calcium channel activity. Gene Ontology annotation, cellular component: cytoplasm; endoplasmic reticulum; endoplasmic reticulum membrane. Gene Ontology annotation, biological process: endoplasmic reticulum calcium ion homeostasis.
UUGCUAUCAAACACGAAAUUCCUAUAUAUACAUACGGAGCAAUACAGGCAUUACAUGUCAUUACAAUUCAAGCAAUAUUUAACAAAUAUUUUACACUAACAUGUGGGCAGAUACCAUUUUAAUCGUGUUUAUUAGUAUUUGUACUGCUUUAUUAGGAGAAGGUUUAACAUGGCUGAUGGUUUAUCGAACAGAAAAAUAUCAAAAAUUAAAGGCUGAAGUUGAGAAACAAAGUAAAAAGUUGGAAAAGAGAAAAGAGGCUCAUGGUGAUUCAUUGGAUAAACAGCAAAAAAAGAAAAUUGAACGAGAAGAGGAAAGAUUGAAAAAUAACAACAGAGAUCUGUCUCUUGUAAAAAUGAAAUCUAUGUUUGCAAUUGGGUUUGCAUUCACAGCUCUUUUGAGUAUGUUUAACAGCAUCUUUGAUGGCAGAGUUGUGGCAAGGUUGCCAUUUGUUCCAAUUAGUUGGAUACAAGGUUUAUCACAUAGAAACCUUCCAGGUGAUGACUACACAGAAUGUUCAUUCAUCUUUCUUUAUAUACUGUGCACAAUGAGCAUAAGACAGAAUAUUCAAAAAAUGCUCGGAUUUGCUCCAUCCAGAACUGCAAGUAAACAGAGUGGAAGCAUAUUUGGUCCUCCACCUCAACAGUUUAAAUAA